Messenger RNA from Mesoplodon densirostris (Blainville's beaked whale), 2476 nucleotides. Its product is annotated as cytochrome b-245 chaperone 1. The record is from RefSeq and is a predicted model, not a curated record. Lineage: Eukaryota; Metazoa; Chordata; Mammalia; Artiodactyla; Ziphiidae. The transcript has 8 exons. Bases 417 to 980 code for a protein of 187 amino acids.
GCCCGCCCGCCCCACCGCCGGUCCGGAAGUCAGCUUUCCCAUCCGCCCCCGCGGGUCCGGAAGUCAGCCGGCUUAGCCCCCCAGCUCCGGAAGUCGGAGGCCGGCGGGUCCUGAAGCCUGGCGGUCCGGCCUUUCCCCGCGUCCGCGCCCGCAGGGAAUAUCUGAAAAGCUACCCAGAACGGGGUCCCUGGAGCCAGCAUUUCGAGCGUAUUGCAGCGUGCAGGGCAGAAUUCUCCACGUGUGGAAGAUCAAUCCCCUUUGCUGACUCGUUCAUUAAACCAGUGCUCUGGACCCUCCGCUCCCUCCGCUCCCUCCGCUGGGUGCAGACUGUUCUUCUCGGCAGCUGUAGGAGACCGUAGAGCUGGCUUUUUCGCCCCCCAGUCUCCUGUUGAAAGUUGUGGCAGCACGUUCCAGGGAUGUAUAUGCAGGUGGAGACACGCACCAGUUCCUGCCUCCAUCUGAAGAGGGCUCCAGGCAUCAGGUCCUGGUCCCUGCUGGUUGGAAUCUUGUCGAUUGGCCUGGCUGCUGCCUACUACAGUGGAGAUACUCUGGGCUGGAAGCUCUUCUAUGUCACGGGCUGUCUGUUCGUGGCCGUGCAGAACCUGGAGGACUGGGAGGAAGCCGUCUUCAAUAAGAGCACCGGGAAGGUCGUGCUGAAGACGUUCAGCUUGUAUAGGAAGCUGCUGACUCUCUGCAGAGCAGGCCAUGAUCAAGUGGUGGUCCUGCUUAGUGACAUCCGGGACGUGAACGUGGAGGAGGAGAAGGUCCGGUUCUUCGGGAAGGGCUAUGUGGCAGUGCUUCGGUUUGCCACGGGCUUCUCCCACCCCCUCACGCAGAGUGCUGUCAUGGGCCACCGCAGUGACGUGGAAGCCAUCGCCAAGCUCAUCACUACUUUCCUGGAGCUGCACUGCCUUGAAAGUCCCAUGGAGCUGUCUCAGAGCAGUGACAGUGAGGUCGAUGGCCCUGGGGACCAGAGCUGACCUCCACGGAACCCCCGCCUUGGUUCUGGUGGGGCCCCAGCAGGACUGAUGGGCCGCCUCCAAGUCCUCCUCCUCAGCUCCCGGCUGUGUCCCUGGAAGCCCCGGGGCAGGACCCUCAGCCGCUCCUGCUGCUUGCUUCUGUCGUCUGAGAAAAACCACAGUGGGACCUUCUCUGCAGGCUCCGAGGGGUCCAGAGAGGGCACAGGCCUCAGAUCUGUCUCUUUCUGGAAUCAGACAGCCCACUGGGGCAGCGGCCUGGUGUGGACAGGCCAGACGUGCUAGCUGUGGGGGGCUCAAGGCCUCUGAAACGGGAAGGAAGAACACCCAGGGUCCCAGGGUGUGAGGGCCAGGGCUGAGCUCUUUGGGUCGAGAGGUUUGCCAGGACCAGGUCCUGGGGGUUGCGGUGAGGCUCCAGCAGGCCAGCGCAGGGCCAGCGUCUGGGUGAGGCUCUGAGGAUGCUGCCGCACACGUCAUCCCCAGGAAUCCCAUCUCCUGCCCUGCUCCCCACGCCCAUCCCUCCCCGCAGCCAGAUGUCCUCAGUGGUCAGAAGCGAGGUGCUUGCCUGCGGAGCUGCCAGGGCUCAGGGUGGACGCUAAGGGGCACGCCUGGUUGGUGUGCGCAGCCACUCCUGAGGCUUCCACAGCCCCCAGACUGCUGUCCACUCAGGUGGCUCAUCUCGAGUCCAACCAGGAUUGCAGCCAGGCUCUCACAGAGAGGAUAACCUCCCGCCCCUGCCCCCAGAGUAGGCAGAAGUUCUCUCUUCUAGCUUUGUGCAGCAUUUAAAAACCUGGACCCACGCAAAAAAAACAAACAAAAAACCUGGACCCAUCCCUCAGAACCCAGAUUCCCAGCUUCUCUUGAACUCUGGUGCUGGGCCUGUGUGUUUGGGGCCGGAAUCGCUGGGCUCAUGGCUGCCCCUCAGCAGUGCCUGAGCAGCUAGCUGCAGCCACCCUUGUGGAGUCUGGGUGCCAGCCACACUGACCCUCAACUGCACUAUUAGUUUUCUCCUGCUUUCUCUGAACCUAGGCUCCUCCGAGGUACAGCAUGUGCCCAGAGCACCUCUGAGUGAGGGACCCGUGAGGCUGUGCACCUGGGAAUGGCUGCAUGGACCAGGGGUUCUGAGGCUGCCUGGGUGAGAGAUGGCAACUUCCAGGGAACUCCAGAGAAAUGAGAUCCUCUCCCUUACCAGUGGUGGCCGCCAGCCAGCCCUUAAUUUGGGCACACAGUCAUUUAAACAUGCCAAAGUUAGGUUUCUAAAUGGUUAAACCUGAAAUACUUUUUUCUUAAAAGGUGUGAAACAGCUAUGGUUGGUUUCUUGUGUGUUUGCCCCUGGGCUGGAGGAGGGAGGGUGUUUGGCCAGCUCCCCUCUCCCAGGGCUGGGCUGUGCGAGGAGGGUCUCCAGACCAUCGUGAGGGCCAGUAACUAAGUCUUUCAGAGUUCUGGCUUCCACUCUCCUUUUUAUUUUGAAAGAAUUAAAGUUCUAAUGCUGAUCACUG